ACAAGUCAGUGGCUUGACCGCCAGACAAGCUAAACACUUCUCACAUUCUUUUUAACCACUUUUGGUGUAGGUGAUUUGUAGGAGCCAUGGCCCGUACCAAGCAGACAGCCCGUAAAUCUACUGGAGGCAAAGCCCCACGUAAGCAGCUGGCCACCAAAGCUGCCCGCAAGAGUGCCCCUUCUACUGGUGGGGUCAAGAAGCCCCAUCGUUACAGACCUGGUACUGUGGCCCUGCGUGAGAUCCGUCGUUACCAGAAGUCCACUGAGCUGCUGAUCCGCAAGCUGCCAUUCCAGCGCCUGGUGAGAGAAAUUGCUCAGGACUUCAAGACUGACCUGCGUUUCCAGAGUGCAGCCAUUGGGGCCCUGCAGGAGGCCAGCGAGGCUUACUUGGUUGGUCUGUUUGAGGACACCAACCUGUGCGCCAUCCACGCCAAGCGUGUCACCAUCAUGCCCAAAGACAUCCAGCUGGCCCGUCGUAUCCGUGGGGAGCGUGCUUAGAUGCCUACCUGAUUUACCUCUCCUCCCCUCAAGUCUGCCCUCCCCUUCCCUCCCCCUCUCCUCUUAUGUUGGUAGUGAUUUAGAGAAACAAUUAUGAUACGAAUAAUGUGUAUAGUGGUGUUUUCUUAGUACUCUCGACAGCAGACUAUUAUAGGGUACUCUUUUGUGCAUGUACCUGCUUGUUGCUGGUCAGAUCCCCCACCAUCACACCAUCAAAUCAGAUGUUCCAUUGUCAUGAUGCCGUGUGGAGAGAUCAGAUAAAACAAGACAGGGAAUCUGACAUAGGUUGUGGUCGCAGGAGGAUGGGGUUAGGUUUUUGUCUGCAGAGUGGAGUACCUCUUUCUCUGCAGGGUGCUAGAACAACUGGCCUAGUCCCCUUCCUCCUUCCCUACUCUUCCAGUGAAAUAGAGACUGAGCUGGUAUCUUUCAUGGCAACACAUGAACGAGAGUCCAGCCCCCCUUGUGUGUGAGCGUGUAGAUUCUGAUCAGCACAGCAAAUUGUAUACAAUUCAAAAACAUCUCUGGAGCAAUUGUUUAUUACAAUAUUGAUCAUUAUCAU
Molecule: messenger RNA, 1056 nt
Organism: Oncorhynchus kisutch (coho salmon)
Lineage: Eukaryota; Metazoa; Chordata; Actinopteri; Salmoniformes; Salmonidae
Product: histone H3.3
Exons: 1
Coding region: 87-497 (136 amino acids)
Cellular component (GO): nucleosome
Molecular function (GO): DNA binding; structural constituent of chromatin; protein heterodimerization activity
Source: RefSeq, a predicted model, not a curated record